UAAUUGUCGCUGUGGUUACGUGUUUCUUGGUUGCGUCUUUUGUUACCUGUCCCAAAGUGGAGUCUUAUAAAGUCACUGUUGAUUUGUAACCAGAAUUAUAUAUCAGUAGUCGUCGUAAAAGUAAGUCACUGGCUCACUUUGAGUUUAACUAAUCGGCUCAAUCUUCCUCCCGAUCAUGCUGAACCAAAUACGGCGGCGUUGUGUUCAGGUCCUAACCUCUUGUGAAAUUAAGGCGUGGCCAAGAGCAUGAAUAGGUUGGCUUGGGAAAGAAAGGACACAAUCUGCUGAAAGCGACACAACAACACAAUGAGUGCAGACUGGAAGAGGAAGAUUUGCAUUGCUGUUCUGGUGGCACUGAACGGUGCGGCGGCGCUGGCCUUCAGCAUGCAGGUGACCUGGCCUGGUCGAGUGACAGCCGGGUCCAGAACCACCUUCACGUGCUCGUCCUCCUGCUUAGAAAACUGCUCCUACUCUUGGUCCUUCAAGGGUCGCAGGGCCAACGGGAGCGCGCUGGUCUGGGCGCCGGAUGGGCGGGACUAUUCUGUGGAGCUGCAGUGCACCGUUCUCAGUCACGGAACUGGGGCCUCCGGCACCGUGACCUCCAUUGUGGACAUUAAAAAUCCAGUAUCGGUACAAAUCAGUCCACCUGGUGCCGUCCCAUCUCUGGAGAGUCCUGUGGAUCUGCUUUGCCACGUUGCUGCACCUUCAUCUCCCACCUUGCCUGUGGAGCGCACGGUCACGUGGUACAAGGAUGGCCAGAGAGUGGCUUCAGGGGAGAAUGUGCUUCAUUUUGACUCUCUGCUGCCAUCUGAUGGCGGCUUCUACCAGUGUGACACAGCGCUGACCCAGAGUCCAGUUCUCAGUCUGGGUUACCUGCUGAGCUUCGAUCCAUGGAAUGUGAGCAUCAGUGGGCCUGACUCUGCCCUCCCAGACCGACUGAGCGCGUUCACCUGCUCGACGUCUUGCACUUUGAACGUGGACUGCACCGUGAGAUGGUCGUUUAAGGGAGGCUUCCCCUUAGGAAGUUACCUCUCGGUGUAUCAGAACGAGCUCUCUUGGAUUCCCUCGGUGCCGGGCACCUUCCAAAAUUUUACAUGCGUUGUGGAAAAUCCAGCGGCUGGUCGCUCUGCUGAGGCGACUAAGAUGGUGGAAGUUAAAGGCAUGCCACCUUCUGGGUCUCGAAAUCUUACUGGACUAUCCACUUUGGUUUUAAGCUUGGCUCUGCUGCUCAUUGCUAACUAAGAAAUAUCGAUCCAUCCAUUUUUCCACCACUUGUCCCAUUUGGGGUCGUGGGGAGCCUGCAUCAGCUGCAUUCUGGCGGAAGGCGGGUGUGACCGACUUCUCAAGCCGUUGUGCGGGUUCCAAGGACCGUCAAGGAAGGACAUAGCGGUGGAAAAGACUGCUUUUCAGCUGCUCCGUCUUCCGCUCGGUCUUCGGUUUGCCUUUCUGCUUCGGGCGUCGUCGCCUCUCUCGCGCUCUGUCUUUCUCUCUCUCAGCGUCAGCUUCCCUCUGGCUCCUUCUCGUCUCUCCGCUUCUCUCCCUGACGUUCACGCCUGUGGCCCUUUUUAUACAGUGCAAGAGGAUUAAUCAAUCUUCCCCAGGUGCGCGAUCCAUGCACCUGAUCUUGAUUGCGGCCUUGCUCCCGGCGCGCCCCGCCUCGCCGCUCGCUCGCCUUCUACGACUCCUCGCGGCCAUCUUGGGCUGGGCUAUGGGGUGCCCUGCCUCACUGUCGGACUGCCGGCUCCGCCUCUCCACAGCGGGGUACACCCUGGACAAGUCGCCACCUCAUCGCAGAGCCACAUUCACACACUAGGGACAAUUCAGUGUUGCCAAUCAACCUAUCCCCAGGUGCAUGUCUUUGGAGGUGGGAGGAAGCUGGAGUACCCGGAGGGAAUCCAUGCAGUCCUGUGAUUUUUUUUUUCCACCACACACACACAUACAGUAUAUAUA
Molecule: messenger RNA, 1950 nt
Organism: Nerophis ophidion (straightnose pipefish)
Lineage: Eukaryota; Metazoa; Chordata; Actinopteri; Syngnathiformes; Syngnathidae
Exons: 6
Coding region: 307-1242 (311 amino acids)
Source: RefSeq, a predicted model, not a curated record